Rana temporaria (common frog) is the source of this 877-nucleotide messenger RNA. Its product is annotated as protein phosphatase 1 regulatory subunit 12B-like. Gene Ontology annotation, cellular component: cytoplasm. The record is from RefSeq and is a predicted model, not a curated record. Bases 126 to 857 code for a protein of 243 amino acids. The transcript has 8 exons. NCBI's taxonomy places the organism in Eukaryota, Metazoa, Chordata, Amphibia, Anura, Ranidae. Gene Ontology annotation, molecular function: protein kinase binding; enzyme inhibitor activity; phosphatase regulator activity.
ACACACCUGAAUCUGCAGACUCUCAUUUAGAGUGCAGUUUGAUGACUAUAAAUCCACCUUGUAGUUCCUCUUACCAUUUGAUAAUCUUGGUAAUGUAGAAGAAAGUCAGACUAAAAUACCCAGCCAUGGCAGAACAACGAUACCUGUGGAACCCACAGUCGACACACGAGAGGUUUGGAUGGCAAGGGAGAGACAAGCAGUCCCGCUACACAGAAACUCUGCGAAGUACAUGGGUGCGUAAUCAAAACACACAAAGGAAAGACUUAUUUGGAGACGAGCUACCCAGAUCUCUAGGACGCAACAUGUCUUCAUCGUAUAACCGAUCAUCGAAGGAUUUUCCAAGGUCGCGGAUAUCCCAGUCGGACUCUCCACCCUCUUCUCCUUCACCGACAGCAAAGACUUUACGCCAUGAAAGAAUAUCAAGGAUGGAUUCUGGUGGCCUAGGCCUAACUACAUCUGAAAGCGCCAGUGACCGUGCAGCUGCUCGAGUGAAUGCAUAUACACAGCAACGAGAGAAUCGCUUGGCAUCACUUGGUAGUAAAUCUGACGAAGAUUUCAAAAAGCUAUACGAGAGUGCCUACAAUGAAAAUGAGAAGCUGAAAAGCAACCUCCGCGAAGCCCAGUUGGAGCUUGCAGAUAUUAAAGCCAAGCUGGAAAGAGUUGCGAAGAAACAGGACCAAUCAUCAAGUCAGGCUGGACUGCUAGAGGCUGAAAAGAGAGAGAAGAGGGUUUUGGAACGCAGGAUGACAGACAUGGAAGAUGAUCUUAAGGUUCUCACAGACCUAAAAUUUGAUAACCAGCGUCUGAAGGAUGAAAAUGGAGCCUUGAUUCGAGUAAUAAGCAAACUUUCCAAGUGACCUUGUAGAUUAGUGAAAAA